Molecule: messenger RNA, 498 nt
Organism: Prunus armeniaca (apricot)
Lineage: Eukaryota; Viridiplantae; Streptophyta; Magnoliopsida; Rosales; Rosaceae
Source: the annotation of a GenBank genome assembly
AUGGCGAAAUCACAAGGCAUCACAGUUUCUCCUCUUGCGCAACAGCAAGGAAGCAAAAAUGUUCAGACUGGACGUCCCCAGAAUAUACUCACCUUAAGCUUGACUAAAGGAAAUACAACAUAUGAUGAAUUUAAACAUGGAUUCCCAUAUGAUGGCUUAUCCACUGCAUCCAAUAAAUGGUGGGGAAGCAAUAGCCCUUAUGGUUAUGAGAGCAUCCAUGGAGAAGGAGCUGAGAUUGAUGAAGACAAGAAACAUCAGUCGGAAAAAUUGGCAGGUGAUGGUGCAAGUUCAAUUGUAGUGGACAAAGAGAAAUGUGAAAGUGGGAAAGAAGAGAACAUUAGUUCCCAAGGAACAGAUUUACUGAUGGCUGUGAGAAAAAGAAGUCUGGAAGAAGGGCAAAAAGCACUUAAGCUUGGUGUUUUACGGGGUUAUGGUGCAAAGAAGCUAGGCAGAAGGGAGAGGGCAUUGCUUCUCCGAAUAUUCUCUCUUCAAUCGUAG